AAUCUUUUUUUUAAAAUUUAAUACAAUGGUCAGCAGAUUGAGAAAGUGUAGAAAAAUGAGAGGACAUGUAUGCCAUGGUUACGGUAGAGUUGGCAAACACAGAAAACAUCCAAGUGGUAGAGGUGUUUCAGGAGGUUUGACACAUCAUAGGAUCAAUUUCAAUAAAUACCAUCCAGGUUAUUUCCAAAAAACCGGUAUGAGACAUUUCCAUUUGAAAAAAAACACACUCCACAGACCUGUAGUCAAUAUUGACAAAUUAUGGUCACUUGUCACUGAUGAAACCAGAGAAAAAUAUGCUAAAUCAAAGGACAAAGCUGCUGUUAUUGAUGUCACCAAAGCUGGUUAUUUCAAAGUCCUAGGAAAAGGUAGACUUCCAAAUUAACCAGUCGUUGUCAAAGCUAAGUUCUUUAGCAAAACUGCAGAGAGAAGAAUCAAAGCAGUUGGAGGAGCAUGCAUACUUGUAGCUUGAUACAUUACACAUUACAAUAUAAAUCAUAAAUAUUUCAUUUUUGCAAA
Molecule: messenger RNA, 516 nt
Organism: Paramecium tetraurelia
Lineage: Eukaryota; Ciliophora; Oligohymenophorea; Peniculida; Parameciidae
Exons: 2
Biological process (GO): translation
Cellular component (GO): ribosome; cytosolic large ribosomal subunit
Molecular function (GO): structural constituent of ribosome
Source: RefSeq, a predicted model, not a curated record